AUGGUCAGAGGCUUUGGGGCAGCUUCCACGCCAACAGCCGUGGACAAGGAAGAUGCAAGGAACCAAGCGUUGGCGCAGCGAGCACAGGCAGGUGAUUUCGAUGAAGAGCUUAUUCUGGAGCAACUGGCCCGCAACAGAGUCUUCCUAGGCGAUGAUGGCCUGGCUAAACUACGAGACGCGUUCGUUGUAGUGGUUGGCUGUGGAGGCGUUGGAUCGCAUUGCGCAGCCUCUCUUGCUCGUUCUGGUGUUUCCAACAUCCGCUUGAUUGAUUUCGAUCAGGUCACAUUGAGCUCCUUGAACCGCCACGCUGUGGCGACUCUCGCUGACGUGGGGAUACCAAAAGUCCAAUGCUUGGAACGCCGACUCAUCGCCAUCUCGCCGUGGGUAAAGUUUGACCUGCGGCAAGAGAAGUUUGACGGCGACGUAGCCGCUCGUCUGCUCAACCCGUGGAAGGGCACUGAUCGCAAGCCUGACUAUGUUGUUGACGCAAUUGACAACAUAGACACGAAAGUGGCGCUGCUAAAGUAUUGUCACGACAACAAGCUGCCAGUGAUCAGCUCUAUGGGGGCUGGUUGCAAAUCUGAUCCUACGCGCAUCAUUGUUGGGGACAUUGCCACCACCACUGACGACGGUCUUUCACGUUCCACCCGCCGCCGCCUCAAGCUGCAGGGCGUUACGGCAGGUAUCCCGGCGGUGUAUUCCACGGAAAGAACCGGCGAGGGCAAGGCAGAGCUGCUGCCACUCCCGGAGGAGGAGUUCCAGAAGGGGACCGUGGGAGAUCUAGCAGCGAUGCCUCAAUUUCGAGUGCGAAUCUUGCCAGUAUUGGGCACUAUGCCUGCGAUCUUUGGUCUGACCGUUGCGAACCACAUUAUACUCAGCAUAACGGGAUAUCCACAUGACUAUGUCCCUGCAAAGGGGAGAGACAAGAUGUACGAGGGGAUCCUGAACUACGUAAACGGGUCGGAGGAGAAGCUUGGUCGGCUGUUCCACCCCGGUCUCAUUGGGCUCAAGACGCCGAUCACGCUCAAUGACGUUGCCUUUUUGUCCGACGACCUGUAUAGCGGUCGGAGCAUCAUCUCGGGCAUCCCAACUCGUAUUGUUCUGGUCCGCUGGGAGAAGCCUGAAGAGACGAACGUGUCAUUCACGGGUGACGAGAACGACAAGGACUCGCAGCGAGCGUCCAAGCUGCGCCUAAGCGAUCUCGUUUGUAUGACAAAGGAAGAAGCUCUCAAGCACGAGCGUGAGGUUUUCAAAGAGGGCAAGAAGGUUGUAGAGGUAUACGACGCGGACAUUGUGGACAAGGUUGCUAGAAAGAGGGCCGAGAUUGCCGAGUUGGAGAAGUAUCGCUGA
Molecule: messenger RNA, 1350 nt
Organism: Emericellopsis cladophorae
Lineage: Eukaryota; Fungi; Ascomycota; Sordariomycetes; Hypocreales; Bionectriaceae
Product: tRNA threonylcarbamoyladenosine dehydratase 2
Exons: 2
Coding region: 1-1350 (449 amino acids)
Biological process (GO): cyclic threonylcarbamoyladenosine biosynthetic process
Cellular component (GO): mitochondrial outer membrane
Molecular function (GO): ubiquitin-like modifier activating enzyme activity; tRNA threonylcarbamoyladenosine dehydratase activity
Source: RefSeq, a predicted model, not a curated record